UGCGUGUGCGCGCGCGUGGUAAUGACUCAGCGCUUUGUUCCUCCGUGCUAGCUGGAGGCUAACCUGUUAGCUAGCCUUAGCCGGCUAAUAUGCUAAACAUCGACCUGUUACGCUUUUAUUUGCCUGAUGUAAAAAUUGUAAAAACGAAGAAAGCCGUCUUUUAAAUGAGAUUUUUCGGUGAUAAAUCUGAACAGGUGUUUUUUAUUCAGGUUACCUGUUUGUCCUUCAUUGUGCGCUGCUGGAUUUUAACACUGUUAAUGUUGAUAUAAAUCUUAAUUUAUUUUGUUAUUUCGCCACUGCAGGAUAAAGGACAUUUAUUUCGCUUUGAUUUCAGGACGUGAAGAUAUAACAGACUGCAAUGACAUCGACAGGUCCAGAGUGAUGCAGCAGAAGUUGUGUUCUCGAGGUUCCACUUCUUUCUUGCUAGAGAGGAAUGGCAAAGCCUGCGGCGCCGUCAUGGACUCCAUCGCCUCUUGUGACCUCCCAUUCCGCUGCCCCCGCUGUGGGGAGCAAGAACACUUCCACAGUCUGGGGUUGCUCCAUGCUCACCUGGACCACCGCCACUCAUAUCCCUCACCAGAUGUGAUUACUGGCGGUUUCAGUAUUACCGGAAAACACCCUGACCCGGCAACAGCGGCGAUACCCUGGCAUGACAUGAGUCUCCCAACCCGCAGGGGGCAGCAGAGUUCAUUCAGGCCACCUCAUAUCCGCUCCCUCAGCGACAGUCGAGACAGUGGAUACCUCCAGUCUUAUGGCUCCGCAAGGAGGCGCACCCAGAGUGUCGGGGUGGGGACCCGGGAUGAGGAGGCGGAGGAGGAAGACAUCGAUAAUGAAGAACACAGGGGCACAGAGGACGAGGAUGUGGGAGAAGAGGAGGAGGAUGACGAGGAGGGAGACCGAGGUAGAAAUGCAGAGGAUCUCAAAGUGUCACCUAAAAACAUGGAAACAAGCCGACAUCAUCCGAACCAUCGUCACCUCCGGUUUCCUCCUCCAACUCCCCUCGGCCCUCCACCAGAUCCAGAUCAGGACCUGGACCUGGUCGAGCAUAGCUCUUACUCUGGACUGGAGACAGCAGCAGCGUCAGCCGCCAUGCGGCGUCGGCUGGCUAACAUCCUGCGGUCAGCGGACAGCACCAUGCAGUGGCGCCUGGCCAAAGUGAGCACAGAACUAGCCCAGACGGACACGGAGCUGCUGUGUGAGCGUGCCAACUCACAGCACCUGGCCCAGGAGAGACAGGAAGUGGCCGAGAGAGAGCGCUCGCUGAGCCGUCAGGUGGAUGUGGCUGUCAUGGUGAUUGCCGCGCUGAGAGAACAGCUCAAUGCUUCAGAGAAUGAGCUGGAAAGAAGAGAAAGGGAGGUGAUAACUAUCCAGAAGUUUCUGGAAGCAGCGGCUCGGCAGGAGUCAUGUGGCAAGGUUAGAAUCCAGCACUUUAUUGAGAACCUGCUGAGACGCAUCGCUCUGGCAGAGAGGCUGGUGGAGUAUUACCAAGUGAACGGCAGCAGCCCGCCGCAGUGCAGCCAGCACCAGCAACCAUCUGAAAAUGGACCUCAUAGAAUGACUAAGAGCAGGUCAGCAGGAGGUCAGCUGUUCUCCUGUGGUUUCCAUGAUAACAGAACCCAGUCCUCCUCCCAGUUUUUCAGUCAGGCAGCAUUCUCCAAGCCGGAAGGAGAGAGAGACCGUGAGCGGGAACACCGCGAGCGGCUGGCCCAGUCGUCCCGGCUAUUCUGCCGGCCCGAACACAGAGAUGAUAUCUGGAACCACCAGCGCCAGCGCUCUGCUGGAUAUGAGGCGUAGGUGUGUGGAGAGGAGGGGGGGCAUGUCAGCGUUGGGACUGGAGGUUCACAUCAGGAUUCUUCGGAGCACUUUCUGGAGUUUUAGAAUUCCUCAUUUAGUCCUUUCAUUCCUUUAGAAAUGAUCAGCUGCAGCAAACAAAAUACAAUCUAGUCCAACAACCUGAGAGCUUCCAGCCCACAUGGUUGAAGAAUAACUGGGCGGGGCCACAAAAUGCAUUAAUUGUCAAUAAGCUGACACACUCCCCAGAAAAAUUACUUCAUCCUCAUUAAUAUACAACUGUAUGUUUGGCUGCAUUAUUUAGCUGCUAUGCUAACUGGUAACCAACAGCAGCAGGCGGCAGCUCCUCAGCUAAAGACAUAAACUGAUACUCGCUGUUUGACGCGUCCUUUCCACAAAGAAAUAUGAAACAUGACAAAGAGUCGACAUAUCUGCUGUCCUGUUUCUAAAGUCAUUAUAAGUUUGUCUCGCAGUUCUCUGAAAUUAUUUAGAAAAAAAGCCUACACAUUUCUCUAUCAAGACAAUAAAUUUCCAUAAAAUCUGACCUGAGAUGUCUCGUUCUGGAUCAGACUGAUUUUUUAGCAUCAGACUGAUUUAGAUUUUUGAAGAAUGGUUUUAAUUCACAACUUGUGCAUUGUUUUGCAAAGAAUGUGAUUUGAUAGCGGUAUUGAUGUUCUGCUCCUGUGUACAAAAACUGAUGUUUAGAACUUACUCAUUGAAUUUUUAUGUUACCUGAAAUAAUUCACAAAUAUAACUGUCGGCCGUGCACAUACAACGUGAAAACGUAGCAUUAAUAGUUAGCUCAGCUGUAUAUACUGGUAAUCAAUAAUCUGAUGUAUAGCCAAUCACUAUUUUGUAAUUGAGAUGUGAUGUAUGGCCUCUGAAAUCUGAGGUGGUUUGUAAGCACAGACUUUAAUAAAUCCAGACCUGAGACACACACA
Molecule: messenger RNA, 2732 nt
Organism: Thalassophryne amazonica
Lineage: Eukaryota; Metazoa; Chordata; Actinopteri; Batrachoidiformes; Batrachoididae
Gene: znf365
Product: zinc finger protein 365
Exons: 6
Coding region: 382-1794 (470 amino acids)
Biological process (GO): regulation of neuron projection development; regulation of DNA strand resection involved in replication fork processing; telomere maintenance
Cellular component (GO): centriolar satellite
Source: RefSeq, a predicted model, not a curated record